AAGAUGGAUCAACUGUGGAGAUGCACAAAGUGUCGUCAUAGUAUUGUACUCGAGGUUGUUUGAGUAUAGAAGUGAUUUAACCUGGCACUACGCCUCAUUCGAAGUCAAAUUCCAGAUGCAAGGUGUUGGGUUGCUCCCCUAUUCUUGAAUCGACUUGAGUUCUCGUCCGUUGUUUUGUGUCUUUGAAACUUGCGUAGGCCAAUCUCAGACUUGGAAGUUCUCGCCAGGGACCCUUGUCAAACGACUUACAUCGACUAUAACGACCGCAAACUCAAUCCACCCAAAAUUGCCAUCAUGGCACCCCUUCUAAACCUACCCGCCAUCCCCACCAGAACCUUGCCCACAGCAGUAUCCAAAAUCGUAUUCCGCCAAGCCACCACAACGGUCGUCGCAAGCGACGAAAGCUCCUCUUCCUCCAACCUCAGCGGCGGCGCCAUCGCGGGCAUCGUAAUCGGCUCCAUCAUCGGGUUCCUGCUGAUCCUGUGGAUAAUCCGCUCGUGCACCAACCUUCGCGAUCCGGAACAAUGGGGCAACACCUUCGGCAAGGAGAACACGGUGAUCGACUACUACGAGCCGCCGCGUCGACACCACUCUCGGUCGCCGCGUUCACGCUCGCGACACUCGCAUCACUCGCAUAGAGGGAGGAGGAGCACGUCGGUGGAGGUGAGGAAUGUGUCCAUGACAAGGCCGAUGUAUGUCCAGGAGACGUAUGCGAGGAGUCCGAGGGCGCCGCCGAGGGUUUACCAUACAAGGGAUUCGAGAGAUUCAAGACGGUCGAGCAGGGGGAGUGGACUAUAUUACGCGGCUGCAUAAGGCGGUAUAGCGAGUUGGGAACGAAGUUAUGUAUGUGCCAUGUAAUUUUUGAAGACUUACGAGGUUAAUGAUUAAAUGGCUUUAUACGUAAAGACCCCAUGUUUCGCUGGCUUGCGCCGAGCAUUUGUCGUUCUAGCAAUGGGGCUCUGCCGGAGCCCUGUCUUGACCAACUAAGUCGUGAUUAUAACUACUUCAUCGGGAUGUGUACAGUAGGAUUAUGAAGGAAAUGAACAUAUUUUAUGGAAUUCAUGGAUAGUAUCCAGGGCCUGUAGAGUGUAU
This is a messenger RNA of Pseudomassariella vexata, 1092 nucleotides long. RefSeq lists its product as uncharacterized. The coding region runs from base 295 to 813 and encodes 172 amino acids. Lineage: Eukaryota; Fungi; Ascomycota; Sordariomycetes; Amphisphaeriales; Pseudomassariaceae. The record is from RefSeq and is a predicted model, not a curated record. The transcript has a single exon.